Molecule: messenger RNA, 2163 nt
Organism: Zasmidium cellare ATCC 36951
Lineage: Eukaryota; Fungi; Ascomycota; Dothideomycetes; Mycosphaerellales; Mycosphaerellaceae
Exons: 2
Coding region: 1-2163 (720 amino acids)
Source: RefSeq, a predicted model, not a curated record
AUGGCAAACAUGACAGGUAAGGAGAAAGUAUCUUCCACUUUGAGUGGUUUCUUUGGCGGCGAGGAGGAUUUCUUUUGCGGAUUGUUGGAGGAAAAUGGAAAUGACAUAUCGAAUACCUCACCGAGCAGUGUUAAACCUCAGCCAGCACUCUCGCAAGUCGUUCGCAGAUACGGACACCUGAACGAGGGCACGCAGUCCAUUCCAACCGCGGACAAGUCUGCGUUCAAGCGUCGCUACAUCGCCCGACGCUCUCUCGCAGACCUCGCCGGUCUCCCAGAAGGCUUCGAGUUCCAGCACCGCCUCGAUGAGCAACACCCCCGAGCCGUCAUCCUCCUCACACCGCCAAAUAUGGUUGCUGUUUGCAACGGCAAUGGCCUGUGGGAGCGCCGCCUCCGCCAGAUGCAAGAUGGCCCGCCGCCGUACACCCCAGAGUGGUACCGGGCAUACCUUCGCGACAGCAACUUACCAGCGUGGUUCCUGACGACUGGUCACAUCGACAUGCUCACCAACGACAUCGAAGCUCAGCUUCUUGGCGUUGCUGAUACUGAGUUGCCCCCAGCUCGCCAGGUCCCUGCUAGCUAUCUGGCGGUGCGAUACCCGACAUUCCCUCAAUUCCCUAAGCUCGUGGGCGUUGGCCAUUUCCAACCGUACCAGUACCCUCUCACUGAUCACGAGCGACUGUGUGUGGCUCGACAGUUCCCAGCGACCAACUUGCUUGGUGCCGACACUCGCAUCCUGAUCUUGCCAGGAGCCUACAUCCAAAUCCAUUACGACCCAUCAAGCACAGGUUGCCCAGUCCUCAACAGCAACAACCUUCGCUGGUCUCGUGCUGCUGCAUCUCGUGCUUCCUACAUCAACAAGAAGGCUGACACGGUCUCGCUCUCCGACAUCCUCAGUCCAAGCGUGGACAAUCGGAGCGGUCUCGCCGCAAUGAAGAGCAACAACGGAGGAUUUGUCAACCCAUCGGAGCGUCUGUCAGGCCUUGGCGCUUGGGAGUGGCUCGAUGCCGAUGUUGACAUACCAGCGGCUCAAGUUCUCGGAUUUCAGCAGCCCUCAGACGUCGCUGUCGCCGUUCAGCGUGGCCACUUGCGCACCGGCCGUGCAGAAUAUGACGCACCAUCUGUUGUCUGGCAGCCAGACAUGCGGUACUUCAACCCAGACGUCGAGCCAGCUGAGCCAGGCAUCUGGGAGUUCUUGAGCGAUGCAGCUCGCGAGAAGGCUCGGGACGAUCUUGGUGGUCAAGAUGCAUUCGGACUCGCUGACUCGCCUGAUCCCAAUGCAUACGAGAUCUGGCAGAUUCGUCAGUAUUUCAAGCUCUUCUCAGCAGAUAGCGGCAGCCAGCACGAUCCCACCGCAGAGAUCGACCUGGUCUGGAUCCUCGCGGGCCCCGGCGAGGCAGCUGAAGUGCAGGUCGCUGGCCCCGUUGUAGCCGGCGCUCAGGAGGAGCCAACGGCGCCCACCCCCCAGAUUCAGCCAGUCAUCCCUGGCGAAGUAGAUGCCAGCCAUGGCUUCGACAACACUACUGGCCUCGCGCACGAGCCGUUGAAUCAUGGGGAGAACAACCAGACUGCCAGCGACGGGAGGGGAUCGUACUCGACCCGCCUGAUCAACGGCAAGAAGAUCACCCUCGACCGGGCUCGGGCCCAUCCCAUCCUGGGCGCCUCCACGCCGCAGCUCCAUCGUCUGUGGACGUAUACCAACUGCGGCAAGUGGCAGCGCUAUCCCGAGACGGGAGGCAAGAUCGACUGGGCGGACAAGGUGAGCGUGGAGAAGCUCAACAAGUGGCGCCAGCAGUCCGAGAAGCGCAACCAGUGGGCUCCCAAGCGGGUCCUGCCCCGCGAGCAGUACACGCAGGAGCAGCGCGCCUGGGUCUUCGGCUUUGUGGAGGAGAAUGGCGGUGGGAGGCCGCGUCAGGGCGGCGCUGAACUGUGUAGGCAGUUCAACGAGAAGUUUGGCGCUCAGCGCCAGCAGAAGGCGAUCGAGGGGUUUGUGGAUCGCAUGAUGAAGGAGUACAAGGCGAAUGGGGGGAAGAUGAAGACGAAGGCGGAGAGAGCGCCGAAGAAGCGCAAGACGAAGGCGGAGCAGGCGAAGGCGGAGCACGAGGAGGAGGAUGAGGACGCUCCACAUGAGAGCGAGUCUGAUGUGGAGAUUGUUUCUUUUUAG